AUGCAGGUUACAGUCGCACCGGCAAGUAACAAAACGAGCACAGCUGCCAUUCGCUCGCUGUUAUUACAAAACCCGGAGGUCCAGGUCAGAGGCUUGUACCGCGACCUGAAGAAAGCCCCCGACGAGUUCAACUCUGCCAACAAUUUCACGGCGGUUCAAGGUGACGUUGGAGAUGUGAAUACCCUAGACUUCUCCUGUUCUGAUGUAGUUUUGAUGGUGCUUCCGCCUGCCUACGACGGACGUGACAUCGUUGAGUACGCUCAAAGAAUCUCAAGCAAUGUCAAGGCAGCGAUUGAGAAGGCUGGUUGUGUGAAAAGACUUGUUUUGCUCUCGAGCGUUGGUGCUGAGUUUUCGGAUGGCGUGGGUGAACUCAAAACAAAUCACAUCUCGGAACAAGUUCUAAGGACCACGGAUAUCCCUGAAGUUAUCAUUAUCAGAUGCUCAUACUUCAUGGAAAAUUGGACCAUGUCCGUUGAAACGCUCAAAGGCCCAGACCCCUUCUUCUUUUCGACCAUCACGCCACUCGACUUCAAGAUCGCCAUGGUUGCCAUCAGAGACAUAGGCGAAGCAAUGGCCACGCAGCUCACUCGCGAUUGGACACCGCCAACAAAGCCAUGCAUCAUGGAACUCCACGGACCAGAGCCGUAUUCUCCGCUGGACGCGCAGAAGGCAUUUUCGCAGGCGCUGGGUAAGGACGUUGAAAUCAAGGCGAUUGGGAAAGAAGAGCUUCCGGAAUUUUAUGGCAGGAUAUUUGCGCCGCAGAUUGUGAAUGAGUGGGUUGAAAUGAGUACAUGCUUUUUGCCAGGCGGUAUUGCAGAGAAGGAUCUUUCGAAGCCAAGUGAUGUUGAUGUUAUUUAUGGGAAGACAACUUUGGCUGAGGCUUUGCGAGAAGCGACAGCUGAACUGAGGAAGUAG
Molecule: messenger RNA, 915 nt
Organism: Fusarium fujikuroi IMI 58289
Lineage: Eukaryota; Fungi; Ascomycota; Sordariomycetes; Hypocreales; Nectriaceae
Exons: 2
Coding region: 1-915 (304 amino acids)
Source: RefSeq, a predicted model, not a curated record